Molecule: messenger RNA, 1334 nt
Organism: Aphanomyces astaci
Lineage: Eukaryota; Oomycota; Saprolegniomycetes; Saprolegniales; Verrucalvaceae
Exons: 3
Coding region: 32-1015 (327 amino acids)
Biological process (GO): protein dephosphorylation
Molecular function (GO): protein serine/threonine phosphatase activity
Source: RefSeq, a predicted model, not a curated record
GAAAUAUCCAACGGCAAGAUCGAAAAGCGCCAUGGUCCUCGGACGUACUAGUAUGGUGCAGCACUUUCGCGCCCGCGUGAAGCUCCCUCCCUCUGCAGCCCCGCACUUCCUUCCUCGAUCUGCCAAGGCGGAGACAUCUCACCCUCGUAGGGUGUCCGUGACGCGAGCCGCGGGAAUGGUGGCGGUCAUGGGUCUGCUUUACGACCAGGCCACCCUCAUGCACCCUCCACCGUUGACGCUGGACCGCAAGACGACGCGGCUUGUGCCCGUACAAAUGCGAAAGCGAACGUCCAAGUCGGACUCUCCGCUGCUCGUGAGUUCGUCCGCCGUGCGGGGAGACCGGCCGACGAUGGAAGACGCGCUGUUUAUCGCACCCAACCAGCGCUUCACGGCCGUGUUCGACGGCCACGGCGGCGCCAACGUGUCGUCGUACCUGAAGGAAACCCUCUACGACCAUAUCGUGGCGAAUCUGGGCCCCCACAAGGACACCUGGAGUCUGGACGAGAUCGAGUCGAGUUUGCGCGAUGCGUUUCGAGCUGUGGACGCCGCCAUCCUCAAACGACGGGAGUGGAUCACACAGGGCUCGACGGCAACCGCGGUGCUGCUCGUGGACGACUUGAUAUGGAGCAUGAACGUCGGCGACUCGCGCGCGGUACUGUGCCGCCAUGGACGCGCACUCAACCUGACGAGGGACCACAAGCCCAAUGAUCCCAUGGAGCGGUUGCGAGUGGAAGGGGCGGGCGGGCGGGUCCACUGGCACGGCCUUCGCGACCCCCGCGGCCACCCGAUCGCCGACAUGGGCGCGUACCGGAUCAAUUCCAACUUGGCGGUCGCUCGGGCUUUGGGCGAUGGAGACCAACGCCCGUAUGUGUCGGGCGAGAUGGAGCUCAAGUGUUUUCGACGGGAUCCAAGUGACAAGUUUAUUGUCGUGGCUUCGGAUGGGCUGUGGGAUGUAUUCACCAGUGCCGAGGUAGUACUGUAUUUUACUAGCGAAAGUAUGCUCUUGUACGUAUAGUGGGACGAUUUCGUCAACUAAAAUGACUUGAUUGAUAAAUAUAUAUAUAUGAUUAAAUAGGUGGUGACGUUUGUGCACAAUGUGUUGGCGGGGGAAGUGGGGUCGUGGCGACAAAAGUAUACGACCGACACGAUGGAAGUGGCGAAGAGGAAGGCCAAGAUGGCGACUUAUUUGACGCAGGAAGCGUUGAACAGAGGCACAGUCGACAAUGUGGCAGUGGUUGUGAUAUGGCUGGAUCAAGUCAAGUAAUACAAGCUACAUUUGGAUCGUGCAGGUAUUAUUAAUAUAUUUGGCAGCAAUGCCAAUCCGAUGCUUUCGA